Molecule: messenger RNA, 7824 nt
Organism: Loxodonta africana (African savanna elephant)
Lineage: Eukaryota; Metazoa; Chordata; Mammalia; Proboscidea; Elephantidae
Gene: CRY1
Product: cryptochrome circadian regulator 1
Exons: 13
Coding region: 864-2717 (617 amino acids)
Biological process (GO): negative regulation of DNA-templated transcription; circadian regulation of gene expression; entrainment of circadian clock by photoperiod
Cellular component (GO): nucleus; cytoplasm
Molecular function (GO): FAD binding; DNA binding
Source: RefSeq, a predicted model, not a curated record
CAUGGGGCCUGUGGUCAUCGCUGGCGCCUGUGGGGACCGCGACCAGACGGCCGAGGAAAGGGCCAGAGACAGGGAUCCCAGCACUGGGGCGAGGAUCUACAGUCUGGAGCUGCUGCUGCUCUCCGGAAGUGAUCGAAGCACGAGAAGAUUCCUCAGCCAGAGCCGGUGUAGUAAACACACUUCAGAAACGUGAGGUGCCGGUGGUCACGUGGGGAGUGUGCUCGCCAAUGAGGAGCCGGGGGCGGGGCCGAGGCCGCUGACGCGUCGGCGGCGGCGGCGGCGGAAUCACCCGGGCAGCCUCGGGACUGGUCACCGGCCGGCAACCGUCCAGCGUCCUCGACCACCGCCUUCGUCCUCGUUCGUCUGUCCCGGGCCGCGAGGCAGAGUUCCUGACAGUGGCCGAAUCCUCUCUCAUUUCUCUGGGUGACUCACCUGCGCCGGGCCGUUUUCUCCUCGAGGGCAGCCUUGGUGGGGCGAGGCUUCCGUGACGAACCUUCUGGGGCCGCCUUUGCCUUCUCGGGCCGUCGUGGCGGCUCGCGCUCCUGGAACUUGCUCACCCCCGGAGGGGUCCCAGGCCCUCGAAGUUAUGCGUCUCCUCCAGGCAGUUGAGGCCUGCGCCGGGUGCUAAAGGGCGUCACACCCGGGCUGGGCAGCCUCCAUUCAUCUUCCAACUGCGCCUCCAGCGCCCUCUCCUUCGCACGUCCCCUCCUCGGAUUCAUUUUUUCCUGUCCCCCCUCUGCCGCCCUUUCUUACUCCUUGGGCUUGGCGAUUCUCCUGGAAGCGAAGGGGUCGGCUAUGAGCCGGACCUUGCUUGCUUGAAAUUCUCUCUGGAGGAACUCGGCGCUGACCCGCUGGCCGCCGGGAUGGGGGUGAACGCCGUGCACUGGUUCCGAAAGGGGCUCCGGCUGCACGACAACCCCGCCCUGAAGGAGUGCAUUCAGGGCGCCGACACCAUCCGCUGCGUCUACAUCCUCGACCCCUGGUUCGCCGGCUCGUCUAACGUGGGGAUCAACAGGUGGCGAUUUUUGCUUCAGUGUCUUGAGGAUCUUGAUGCUAAUCUGCGAAAAUUAAACUCUCGUUUGUUUGUGAUUCGUGGACAACCAGCAGAUGUGUUUCCCAGGCUUUUCAAGGAAUGGGACAUUACUAAACUUUCAAUUGAGUAUGAUUCUGAGCCCUUUGGAAAGGAACGAGAUGCAGCCAUUAAGAAACUGGCUACAGAAGCUGGAGUAGAGGUCAUUGUACGAAUUUCACAUACAUUAUAUGACCUGGACAAGAUCAUAGAACUCAAUGGUGGACAGCCGCCUCUAACUUAUAAAAGAUUCCAGACUCUCAUCAGCAAAAUGGAACCACUAGAGAUACCAGUAGAGACAAUUACUUCAGAAGUAAUAGGAAAGUGCACGACUCCUCUGUCUGAUGACCAUGAUGAGAAAUAUGGAGUCCCGUCACUAGAAGAACUUGGUUUUGAUACAGAUGGCUUACCCUCUGCAGUGUGGCCAGGUGGAGAAACUGAAGCACUUACACGUUUGGAAAGGCAUUUGGAAAGAAAAGCUUGGGUGGCAAACUUUGAAAGACCUCGUAUGAAUGCAAAUUCCCUGCUUGCAAGUCCUACUGGACUCAGUCCUUAUCUCCGAUUUGGUUGUUUGUCAUGUCGAUUAUUUUACUUCAAAUUAACAGAUCUCUACAAAAAGGUAAAGAAGAACAGUUCCCCUCCCCUUUCUCUUUAUGGGCAGCUAUUAUGGCGUGAAUUUUUCUACACAGCAGCAACAAAUAAUCCACGCUUUGAUAAAAUGGAAGGAAACCCUAUCUGUGUUCAGAUUCCUUGGGAUAAGAAUCCUGAGGCAUUAGCCAAAUGGGCAGAAGGCCGAACAGGUUUUCCCUGGAUUGAUGCCAUUAUGACACAACUUCGUCAAGAGGGUUGGAUUCACCAUUUAGCCAGACAUGCAGUUGCUUGCUUCUUGACACGAGGUGACCUGUGGAUUAGUUGGGAAGAAGGAAUGAAGGUAUUUGAAGAAUUACUCCUUGAUGCAGAUUGGAGCAUAAAUGCUGGAAGUUGGAUGUGGCUGUCUUGUAGUUCCUUUUUCCAACAGUUUUUUCACUGCUACUGUCCUGUUGGUUUUGGUAGAAGAACAGAUCCCAAUGGAGACUAUAUCAGGCGUUAUUUGCCUGUCCUGAGAGGCUUCCCUGCAAAAUAUAUCUAUGAUCCCUGGAAUGCACCAGAAGGUAUCCAGAAGGUAGCCAAAUGUUUGAUAGGAGUUAAUUACCCUAAACCAAUGGUGAACCAUGCUGAGGCAAGCCGUUUGAAUAUUGAAAGGAUGAAGCAAAUAUAUCAGCAGCUUUCACGAUACAGAGGACUAGGUCUUCUUGCAUCAGUGCCUUCUAAUCCUAAUGGAAAUGGAGGUCUCAUGGGCUAUUCUCCAGGAGAAAACACCCCAGGUUGUAACAGCAGUGGAAGUUGUUCCCAAGGGAGUGGUAUUUUACAUUAUGUGCAUGGAGACAGCCUUUUAAAGCAAGAAGUCCCACAGGCACUGGCGUCAGCAGUGGGAAGCGUCCUAGUCAAGAUGAGGAGACACAGACCCUGGGUCCCAAAGUCCAGCGGCAGAGCACUAAUUAGAAAACAUUCAGGAGGAAUACCGACGCAGCUGAAACUGGUGGGGAGUUCAGUGCUUUUUCAGUUUAAUUAUUUUAAAAUGUUCAUUGAUGGAAACCAGUUACAUUGAAAUGCAUUGUUUCUAAUGACAAUUCUGUGGUUUUUAACUUUUUAAUGGAUUUCACAUAGGACAAAUGGUGAUUUGUAUAUAAGGAACUUAGUAAAAGAAUUUGGUUAAUGUAAAUAUAAAUAGUCACAAUUAGUAUAGACUCAUCAAUAUAUUUUUGAUAAUUUUUCAUGUAUGGCAAAAGUUAAAGUUGCAAACUGAUAUUCUGAUAUAAAAUCAUAGUUUUGUGAGUCAAUGUAGGAAAAUAGUUGGUUUUUAGACUUUCUUAAAAGACUGUCAAAAUUUUAGGACAGAAUUUUCUUGACAUCAUUGUUUGAUCUAACUUUGCACCCUUUGAUAAUAACAUAUUAGAAAACAUAUGUAAUCAAAAUUGGUAGUUGUAGCCUCUGUUGACAUAGACUGUGUUUUAAAGCUUCAUAUAUGCUUAUUUUAACCCAGACUUGUAAAAAUAAUCACGUGUUAAGUUCUUGUCUCUGUUUGUUUGUUUACGGCUAAAGUGACCUUGUUAUUAAAGUAUGUACAAAUAUGGAAUCUUUGUGUAUUUGGUAGUGGUUUAUCUUUUCUUUCUUGGUUUGUUUUUUGGGAAAUGGAAGAGCAUUGAUUGGUAUGUGAGAUGUAAUUAUAAAUUACAGAAACAGAUUGUGUAAACCACAAGUCACUACUCUGAAUGAAGGAAUAACACGUUGCCAUUGAGUCGGUUCCGACUCAUAGUGACCCUGUGGGACAGAGUAGAACUGCUCUGUAGGGUUUCCAAGGAGUGGCUGUGUAGAUUCAAACUGCCGACCUUUUGGUUAGCAGCUGAGCUCUUAACCACUGUGCCACCAGGGCUCUGAAUGAAGGAAUAGCUAUGAUGUAUUUAGAAAAACUGUAUUUUUCAAAAUUACUCCAAAUAAGAAUAUUGUCUUCCAAAUACUUUUUACUUUUUUAAUGUAAAAUUUUCUGGAAGAGAGAUUUAAAUCCAGUGAUAUUUUCAAGUGACAGGGCUCGUACUGUGAGUUAGGCAGUACAAUAUAACAGUUAAGAAUAUGGGCUCUAGAGUCAAAUACCUAGCUCUGCCACCCAUUAGCUUUAAGAUCUUGGGCAAAUUCUUAACUUUCUGUGCCUUCCUGUUUCUCAUCUGUAAAAUGCUGAUGAGAGUAGACCCUGUUUCUUAGUACAGGUCUGUGUAAAGUGCCUAUAACAGUGCCUGGCAUGUGGAAGGGUACUUGAUAAAUGUUAGCUCCCGGACCACCAAGUUGCACAGCUCCCCAGAUUGUGCAGUACACAGUCUGUGUAGCUGUAUGUAGCAGCUCUGAUUAGGUGCCAUUAUUGUUACUACUAAUAUUAUUACCCCAUUACUACUGUCUUGGCAUUCUAGAUUAUAGCCAGUGGCUUUUUGUUUUUCCAUCUCCACUGAUAACAGAUAUUCAGUGUGACAUUUGUAUUUAAAUUAACUGUUAAGAUGAACUUGAGUCAAAAAUUCAGAAAUGGUAACAUUAGAUGAUACACAUUUUUUUAGACAUACUGGAUAAUGAAUUAACAAUGAUCAAUAGAUUCCAUUACUGAGAAAAGAAAAAACUGUGCCUUAUCUUUUUUCACCACUGUUAAUAAGAAGUAAUACUUUGUUUUUCAUAAUAUUUACAAUUGACAUCCUAUUCUUUCAACCUGAUUAUAAUGUACAGACUUGAAAAAUUGAUAGGCCUGGGAUUUAUCAUCCCCAUGGGGUGGGGGGAAGGUUCAGUUAUAGAGUCAAUAAAUAAGCAUUUUAAUAAAAAUCAUUUCAGGAUAGGCACUGCUAUGUUACUUACAAGUGUGUAGUGUUUUUGUUUUUUUAAGCUUUUUUUAGUUUGGUCUAAAAUAUGGUGAAGAAGCCGCACUAAAAGGGAAAGAGAGAAAUCAAUUAAGCAGAUACAGUAUGUUUGAAUACAGUAUUCUCACCAUCUCUAGAAAGGCUAGUGUCCUAAAAACCCUCCAGGGUAGGAGAAUCGAUGGUUAAAGGAUUUGAGACCUUUUAUUCGUUCAGCAAACACUUCUUGAACUCUUACCAAAAACUGUGCUGAGUAACUUCGAAAACCUGAGGAAAUCAGUUGAAUGGACCUAUGAAAAGUCCGUAAGUUUUUCAUGUUCACUUAAAUAGUAAAUUUGGGAUAUAAAAGACAAUGAUAUUAGUAUCAUUUUUAAUACAUCUUACAUACUGGAAACAUUAGGGUUUUCCCACAGCUUCAAACAUAUGUUUGUAAUUUUUUAAAUUUCUUGUAGAUAAUGUGCAUAAUGGUAGUUUCUUUCCCCCAUUUCUCCAUCCACAAAAGUUUUUUCUGAUUGUAUGGUUCUAGCAAUGUACUACUGUUUAAAUACCUGGGAUGGAAAAAAACAGAGAGUAGCAUUUAUUUAAUACAAUUGGCAUAGCUGAGUUGGUCAGUUUCCGGUUUUGAUUAUGUGACCCAAUUGGGGUUCAUGCCCUGGAACAGUCAAGCCCAUGAAACGUACUCCAAGUCAGAAAAAGAGAGAAGGUUUAUUAGGAGGUGACACCAGCGGGCAGUCUGGCAGCAACACAGGCUGUCUUUAUGGAGUCCCAAAAGGCAUUCUAUAUAAGAGUAUAUAUAUUGUUUUGGCAAGGAUUACAUAGUGUCUUCACAUACUUAGCCCACAGAUGGUUGGAUGAGUAUACAUCACAAGGCAAUUACAAGAAACCCUCUAUUAGACUAAAGAUAUGCAUGCCAGACAUCUGGACUCUAAUCUGUAUUUUUGUAACAGGCAAAAAAAACUUACAUAAAAAUCUCUUGGCUAGUGGAACUGGCCUGCCAAGUUUACUCUGACCAAGAUAAGGAGCAAGAAAGAGAGAAUGUUAUAGACCCAAGCCCUGGACAGCCUUCCUAGAUGCUGACUUGCAAGCUGAAGGCCAUCUCCCAAGAGAACAAAGAAAAGGAGGGAGACCAAAGCUGCAAGAGCCAAGAAGGCCCCACACCCGUUUGGAAAGAGACCAUUACAGCUGCUGUAAUAAAAAAGGACAUUGAAAGUGAGAGCCUACAAAAUACCAAGCAAAAAAACUUAUAGGUUACUUAGAGUAUCAUCAUGGCGUUAGUUACGUCAAGCUCUCAAUUGCCCGUUUUGAAAAGGAGAAAACAUGCUGCGAGGUAUUAGGGUCACAAUUACAAUGCACAGGGUCAUAUGUAGUUGUCAUUCCUCAAGUGGUUAUCUGGAGCCCUGGUACAGGCUCUCUAGUGCACGUCCCUGCUCCCCUCCCUCCUAAUCACUGUGGCAGCACCUCUGAGGCCUGAAUUUACAUUCCCUGACAUCCAUCUCUUUUCUGUAUCCUCCUCCUACUUCACUUUUCUUAAAUGGCAAGUGACACACUUUGGUUAGUCCCCAAAUUCUUGUAUUUUAGGAAAAAGCCUGUUUUAAGCCCAUAAAUAAUAGAUUGUUUUUAUAAGGGUGACUUCAUAGAAGGAUAAGGGUUACUGGACUGGAACCCACCUGCCCUGUGUAUUAACUGUUCAAUUAAUUAUAGAUAUCCUGGAGGAUGAGUUGAUCUUGAGAUGAAGAGCCAGGAUUCCUGCUGCUAUUCUUGGCAGUUAAAGUGCGAGUGUCGUUCCAUUCUCAACAAAGCCUGUUGAGCACAAGCUGGGUAGAAUAGUCAAAGGUUUGGUUAACAUUUCCUGAGUCCCUACUGUGUGCCAGGCAUUGUGCAUAGCAAAAUAAAUUAAGCAGUAUCUACAAGGAGCUCACCUCAGAAGGUGAGAGGGAAGUCUAGAAGCAUUACAGUGCUGUGUGUUAAGGGUCAUGUUAGAAAUGUACUGUGAACACCCAAAGGAAGGGACCACUAUACUAGCCUGUGUAAACCACAGCCUUCCUUAUUCCAACCCACACACAAAACACAGGGCAGCCAGGCCAGGGUCAGGGCACCUUGUCCUUGGAAAACAGAACUCUAGUUGUGAUUAAUCAUGUUAUUUGUUGCCUUUCUCCCCAGCCAAGUGCCAUGAGGGCAGGGAACGUAUCUUAUUCUCCAUAGUCUCCUCCACUGUUGUCUUCUCAUUGCUGCUUCUCAUGCUUGGCACUUAAUAGGCAUGCCAUUAAUAUUUGUUGAUUGGAUGGAUAAAAAUAAAUGAGAGACAUUGACCCUGGCUUUCAGGAGAAAUUAACUGGUGUUUAUUUUCUGAGGUAGGGCAUCACAGGUAAUAAUUGAAAUAUAAACAGUUUAGUGGUGCAACAGUUAAGUGUUUGGCUGGCUGCUAACAGAAGGAUCCUUGGUAGGAACCCACCAGCUUCUUCCCAGGAGGAGAGACCUGGCUAUCUGUUCCUGUGGAGCUCUGGUGGCGCCGUGGUUAAGCAUUGGGCUGCUAACCAAAAGGUAGGCAGUUAGAAUCCACCAGCCGCACCAGACAGUUCUACUCAGUCCUAUAGGGUCGCUAUGAGUCAGAAUCGACUCGAUGGCAAGUUUGGUUUUUUGUUUGAUCUGCUCUGGUAAAGACUCAUCGUCGCAGGUGGAUUCCAACUCAGCGACCCUAUCUAUAGGACAGAGUAGAAUUGCCCCCAUAGGGUUUGCUAGUCUGUAAUCUUUACGGGAGCAGAUCGCGGAGCUAUUUACUCAGAGCGGCUGGUGGAUUCAACCGCCAACCUGUGAGUCGGGUUCAUUGUUUAUCAGAAAAGACAGGAUGACACACCCACAAAAGUGAAAGCGGCAAGGAGGGGAAAAGAGAGAGAAGCUUUUAAAGGCGAAGCAGACAUUGUCGCUGACGGCUGGGGGUGGGAAGGAGGGUUGCUGCCUGUAUUCCAAAGAAGUUUUGUUUUUCACUGCAUUUUUUUUUGUAAAUUUGGUCUUAAAAAACCCAAAAACCCAGUGCCUCUUGGUUUAUUUUGGGAAUUCUGAAUGACUGUAUGUUAAAGGGUUUCUCAGUUCCUUCUAGCUUUUCCUGACGGGCUUGUGACAUUCCCCGAGGGGCAGAGACUGGAACUCCACGUUGCCUAAAACGCUGGGAAGGAAAGAAUGAGGGAUUGCUAGGGGCACUCAGUGCGGACACUAAAGGCUGCUUUCUGGAAAGCCGAUUCCCACGCUGGCUCGCCUCCUUCGCCCAGCCCUGCCACGUCCCCGCGGCGUCGAAGGUCAUGUCCCCUGUGUCCUGUGCCCUGAUUG